Messenger RNA from Uranotaenia lowii, 750 nucleotides. RefSeq lists its product as uncharacterized. Bases 225 to 614 code for a protein of 129 amino acids. The transcript has 2 exons. NCBI's taxonomy places the organism in Eukaryota, Metazoa, Arthropoda, Insecta, Diptera, Culicidae. The record is from RefSeq and is a predicted model, not a curated record.
UCGCCAAUAUGGUUAUUUUUCAAUAAUUUUUCUAGCAAGAAUUUUAACCAUUUUGGUAGUUUUCGAGUAUAAACCAUAAAAUGGUUGAAUAAUUUGAUAUCGCCAUUUUGAAAGCAGUUCAAACUGCAGCCGGACGCCCAAGCAAAUUUUUUCUUCCGCGGAACAGCAUCUAGUUUCCUGAAAAAUCGGUGCUGGAAAUCGUACAAACUUCAGAUUUGUCGAAGAUGGAGAAAGGGUGCCGUUUGAAUGAUGCCGAUUCGAUUCCGUUUGAUAAACCAACAACAUUCAAUAGGACGAGGACUCACUCACCGGUCCAUCGUUACCAGCCACUGCUAAUGGAAUACAGGAAUUGUUUUUCACACCGCCCGGAAGGAGCUGGAGCACCACCCGGAAGGAGGCCAAAAUGUUUGAAAAACAUCACCAGCGAGUCAAAGAUUAUUAGCCAGACCCGCCUCCUCCACCCUCACCCCGUUAAAGAUAGCAAACUAGGGAUAAUGGUAUUGGCCAUCCCGCAAAAGCUCGCUUUCUUAUCAGGUUUCGGUAGCGCUCGUGGGGGAAUUUUACUCCUGCUACCAGGUUAUUCGGCUGCUGUUGGCGUUUACCUAAAGCUAUAAGGUGGCAGUCAUAAUAUACAAACAGGCUUUCAAAUUACUAUAAUGGGGCAUAGUUUAUAAGUUUUAAGUACAAAAACAAUAAAAUUAAUGUUCUGAUAACUCUUAUUUUAUUAAUUCCUUCAACAAUUGUAAUCUC